GCUGCAGAUUUCCCCAGCACGUUGUUCCCAGCGGGGGUGGGGAAGGAGCGGGCUCCUGGCCGAUCGGAAGCAGCUGAUUCCCCCACCCCGCGCCUGCUGGUUUUGCGGAUGGAAUUGAAGGCGGGGUGCUGAAGUUGCCGAAGCCUGCCUGGAUCCUCCCCUCCGCCCCUCUGACAAACCAUGCGGGAUCUAGCGAUCGAGAUCGGGAUACGAGUUCUGCUCUUCGGUGUCUUCGUUUUUACAGAGUUUUUGGAUCCAUUCCAGAGAGUUAUCCAGCCAGAAGAAAUCUGGCUUUAUAAAAAUCCUUUGGUACAAUCAGACAACAUACCUACACGCCUCAUGUUUGCAAUUUCAUUCCUCACGCCACUGGCUGUCAUUUUUGUGGUGAAAAUAAUCCGGCGGACAGACAAGACUGAAAUUAAAGAAGCCUUCCUAGCUGUUUCCUUGGCUCUCGCUCUGAAUGGAGUCUGCACAAAUACUAUUAAAUUAAUAGUGGGGAGACCUCGUCCCGAUUUCUUUUACCGCUGCUUUCCAGAUGGAGUAAUGAACUCUGAAAUGCACUGCACAGGUGAUCCAGAUCUGGUGUCCGAAGGCAGAAAGAGUUUUCCCAGUAUCCACUCUUCCUUUGCAUUUUCAGGCCUUGGCUUUACGACCUUCUACUUAGCUGGAAAGUUGCACUGCUUCACUGAAAAUGGCCGAGGGAAAAGCUGGCGGCUUUGUGCAGCAAUUCUGCCUCUGUAUUGUGCCAUGAUGAUUGCCCUGUCACGCAUGUGUGAUUACAAGCAUCAUUGGCAAGAUGCUUUUGUCGGAGGAAUCAUUGGCCUAAUUUUCGCUUAUAUUUGCUACAGACAGCACUACCCACCUUUGGGUAACAUGGCUUGCCAUAAACCUUACGUCAGCCUCCUAGUUCAGACCUCAACGAAGAAAGAAGAGAGACCUACAGCAGAUAAUGCUACCGGCCUGCCUCUAGAGGGAAUAACUGAAGGACCAGUAUGACUAAUAAAUGUGCACAAUGAACUUUUAGCCCUUCUCACAUUCCUCCCAACUGGUCUCUUAACAUGAUGUUUCCUACAGUACAUUUGGGCAGUGAUUUUUUUUUAAAAGAUAUUCGUUUUCAUACAGUAACAUCCUCUUACUUUUAAGGUUCAGUUUUCAAUACAUACUGUUUUGUCCAGCUGUCUGUUUUCAGUCCGUUACCAGAGCAAAAAAAAAUCCAGAGAGGAAAAAAGUGUCAAUAGAGAGAACAUGCCAAAUCCAAGCUAGUUAACUGAAUAGUUUUGAAAGAGAGGUAUUUGAAUAUACAGUCAAUCUGAAAACAGUGGAUGUUGUGUGAUGCUGAGCGCCUCCUAGGAAAUAGAUUGUCCUUAACCAUCGGUGACUUCAGUAGGUGUUGAGUGCGGUCAUCACUAUCAGGAGGUUUUCAGCAACUGCCAUAUUCAGCCCUUGGUCUGUUUCUUUAUGUAAUUUGAUGUAUAAGGGGCAACCUCCUUAUGUUUAUGUUGUGGUCUUCUAACAUAAUAAAUCUUCCACAUGAUGUGAAUGCUUUGUGCUAGUUGUCAAGUUUUGGCAGGGUUAUUCUGAGCUGGUAAUUAAACAGUUGCUGAAAUGUAUGAAGAG
Messenger RNA from Terrapene triunguis (Three-toed box turtle), 1617 nucleotides. RefSeq names its product phospholipid phosphatase 4 (gene PLPP4). Gene Ontology annotation, biological process: phospholipid metabolic process. The transcript is spliced from 7 exons. The record is from RefSeq and is a predicted model, not a curated record. Gene Ontology annotation, molecular function: phosphatidate phosphatase activity. Bases 181 to 996 code for a protein of 271 amino acids. NCBI's taxonomy places the organism in Eukaryota, Metazoa, Chordata, Testudines, Emydidae.